Closterium sp. Naga37s-1 is the source of this 441-nucleotide messenger RNA. NCBI's taxonomy places the organism in Eukaryota, Viridiplantae, Streptophyta, Zygnematophyceae, Desmidiales, Closteriaceae. The record is from the annotation of a GenBank genome assembly.
GUAUCGGCAGCGUUUCUGCUGCUCGUCCUCGCCGGGCCCAUUAAAGCAAUCACGUUUCUCCUGCUGCACGGCUUUCUUGGCUCCACUCUCGGUCUCUGCUGGGGUCUCGGUCUGUCUUGGCCCAUCUCCAUCCUCGCCUGCACAUUCGUGCGGGCAGCAGGCGCAGUGUCCUUUGUGCUGCUCUCCUCGUGGCUCAUUCGAGAAAACAUUCUCAAACUGAUCCUCAUGAACGUGCAAGCAUCGCUCUCACACGUGUUUGCGGGCAUCAGUGCCAGCCUCGUGCCCUCCUUCUCCCUCAUCACCGUCAUCUUCACCACCCUCUUGCUGUUCAACUCAGCAUCCUUCGCACUUCUCCUCCACAUUCUUUACACACUUUUCCUGCGGCGACUUGGGAUUGCAACACCAACACAGUUACCCAACUGGAUGGAGCGGUCAUUGUAG